Messenger RNA from Gossypium arboreum, 693 nucleotides. Its product is annotated as receptor-like protein 9DC3. Bases 1 to 693 code for a protein of 230 amino acids. The transcript has 3 exons. The record is from RefSeq and is a predicted model, not a curated record. NCBI's taxonomy places the organism in Eukaryota, Viridiplantae, Streptophyta, Magnoliopsida, Malvales, Malvaceae. Gene Ontology annotation, molecular function: protein binding.
AUGCGACAUAUUCCAAUUACCUUGGGUAAUCUAAGAUACCUAAAAGCGCUGGACAUAGCGAAUAAUGAUUUAAGCAGCACACUGUCGUCCUCGAGAAGCAGCUUUCUAUCAGCAUUAGCAAACUGCAGUGAUUUGGCUUACUUGUCAUUUGCAAGAAAUCCAUUGAUCAGUGGUUACCUUCCGGCUUCCAUAGGAAAUCUGUCGGUUUCUCUUCUAUAUUUUGAUGCUUCGAGCUGCAGCAUUAGUGGCAGAAUUCCAGGGGAAAUUGGGAACUGGAAUCCAAAUAAUAAAUUGAGAUAUCUUGCCCUUAAUGGAAAUCAAUUGGAAGGGAUACUGCCGUUAUCUUUGAUUAAUUGCAGCGAACUAGUACUUCUGAAUGUUGCAAACAACUACUUAAGUGAUACCUUUCCCCAUUGGUUAGGCAUGCUUCCCAAGCUGCAAGCUCUUAUUUUGAGAUCUAAUAGAUUUCAUGGUUCCAUUCAAGUCUCCUCAACCACUUUUUCCUUCUCCAGGCUGCAAAUGGUUGAUCUCUCUCAUAAUGACUUCACAGGGUUAUUGCCAACCGAGUUCUUCCAAAAUCUCAAGGCUCUGAAAGAAGAAAUUUGUCGGACAAUGGAUUCCAUGGAGAAAUUCCUAAGGCAGUUGGAGAGCUUAGAAUGCUUCAUGCACUCAAUCUCUCUAGUAAUUGCCUGA